AUGAUGUAAGUUAUGAUAAAUUAAAUAAUUUAUAAAAAUGUGAUUAUUAUUAAAUUUGAUAUGCUCUGUAGCUUAAUUUAUAUGAGCUUAGUGUUUGCGGUAUAUUUAUCAGCAACAUCGACUGGCCUGAAUGUAAUGACCCAGAUUUUUGAGUAGAAAGGCUUCGAUUAUUUGGGGAAUAUUUCGAUUUUCACUAUCUUCUUUUUUGGAAUGAUUGGAAAUUUUGUCUGCAUUUUAUACAUCAGGAAAUUGCCAUAUCAUCAUAGUUUUUUUAUUCAUUCCCUUGGGUAUUUGCUAUUUUUGAUAUCUGGCUUAUUGGUUUGUAGUUGUGCAGAUAAAGAGGAUGGAAUCUGCAGUGAUUUCUGGAUCUACUUAGUGACUAUUAUAUCAUCAGCCGUAAGUGGAUUCACGUCCUCUGGUCUGUUUAUUACACAAAAUGAUUACGUCGCAUAAUUGAGUAAGUAUUCCAAAAAAGCUGGAUUGUAUUAUGGUAUUGCCUGGGCAGUUCUAUAACUAUCCUAAGUCAUAGGUAGUUUAUAUUCUGCCUUUUUGAUUGUUAAAAUAAAGCAAUUCUAUUUUUACUGUUUGAUGGUCGCUGUGGCAACUUUAGGUUCUUUAUCUUUUCUUUUGGUACCUUAACCGAAGCGUUAUACCCACAGUGUUGUUUUACUCCAGGAAGAUGAGCAAUAAUUCAAGAGCACUUAGGAAUUGAGAAAGUUGAAUCCAAUUUCUGUCAUUUUGACUAUGAAAGAAUUUAGAGUAUAAUGCUUUAUUUUCCCGAUGAUGAUCACUGGGUGUCUUUUGAGUUUUCAAUGGAAUGUUAUGCAUUAUGUCAUUGAAAAUUCUAUUAACACUUCAUCUCUUAGUGACGAAGAAAUCACCAAAUAUACUCUAUUCGUUAUGACAGUCUUAGGAUGUUGUGAAGUCUUGGGAGGAAUAUUUGUAGGUGUAUUCAACUCUUAUACGCCUAAAUAUACAAGCCAACUAUUGCAAUUUCAUUUAAUAUCCAUAGCCUUGUUAUUGGCUAUAAUGAACACUUACGAAUAGAAUUACGGCCUGUGUUUUUUAAUAGCCAUUCUUUGGGGAUUGGUUGAUUGUGGCACUACGUCUACAUUAUUGGCCAUAAUUGCCUAGGAUUGGAAUGAUCAUAUCCAAUAUUUUGGUCUAUUUAACUUUUUAUAGUGUUGUGGAGGGAUGAUAUCUACCAUUGUUUCAAUAAUAAAAACCAAUUGA
Messenger RNA from Paramecium tetraurelia, 1233 nucleotides. RefSeq lists its product as uncharacterized. Gene Ontology annotation, biological process: transmembrane transport. The transcript is spliced from 4 exons. Lineage: Eukaryota; Ciliophora; Oligohymenophorea; Peniculida; Parameciidae. Gene Ontology annotation, molecular function: transmembrane transporter activity. The record is from RefSeq and is a predicted model, not a curated record.